AUGGAGAUUAACAUACAGAUCAAGAAUGCGCAGCCCGAAGACUUGCUGCAGGCGUUUGCAGCACUGAGUGGAGGAGCAGCAUCCUCAACGACAGCGGCAUCUCCAACUGCAGCGUAUACUUCGGAUCAAGGGAGACCGCCAUUGAAAAAAAUUCGCAAAGAAGCCCGCACCACGACGGCUGCCACAAGGAGAUCCCCGAGCUUAUUAUUCAGUCAAGAGGAGCUCCAGGCAUUACAGGCGGCGAACCCACACGGAACAACGCAAGACUCCACAGCCGAGGAUACCGAGCAGAGUGCAGUUGGAUCUGGUGCAAAGGCAAAGCGAAAAGCUCAGCCAUUCUCGGCGUUCCGCAAGCACGAGGGACGCACUAUGAGAAGCUCCGCCUACGCCGAGACCUUCAUCUUCGUCGGGAUUGCCCGCGCUACCACCAGUACCACUACAAACAACGGCAAGUGCAAGACCCGCCAGACCCCUGCUGGUGAGAAAGAGAACCAUGGACUCCAGAUCCCCAAGACGCAAUCCCUCACGAAGGAGCCCCACCGACUCAAGGACCACCAGACCGCGGGCGGUAUUAAGAUCCAGAUCGCACACUCCCAAGACAAGAUCCAGAUCUCGCGCUCCCAGGACAACAUCCAGAUCUCGUGCUCCCAGGACAACAUCCAGAUCUCACUCCCCCAGGACAAUUCAGAGAUCCAGGGCAUCGGGCCUCAGCAACACAGGCACUUCCACAGCACCAAGGACACAGACAUUGAGAUUCCACAGUUUCCCAUACACGACUCCACCAAGCAGUACGUGGAUGCACUUUGCGCUGCAGCGGAGUUCAGGAUCAACCAUGGAGUUCUCUUGGAGCAUGACCUCACGUGGGACAGAGGAGGCGACCCAACUCCAGAGACAAUGAGGAGAUUCUAUUUCUUGCAAUCUUCAGAUCUCACUCUGCAAGACCCUCCUCUACCAACUCGGCAAGAAAAGAUCCUGUUUUGGUCGCAUGCAACAGAUGUGGGAGCUUUAUUCAAUAUGUUGACAGAGCGAAAUAUGCGUCCGAUGAACGCGCAUGGAGUGGCAGCUUUUGGAUGCAACAUCUUCUAUGCGCUUGGCCACGAGAUGUCCGGAUCUGACAUCGACGAGCACAACCUGACCAGGGUGAUCUUCAACACCACCCGAAGCGCCAAGAACCUGGCAGGCAUCGUCGUGGGAGGCCGUGCAUGGGGAUCCCUACGCAAGCAUCUUGGCGGAUCCUAUGAAACAGCUCGGGCAGCCACUGAAGAGGACGAGGUGCUCAAGGAUGCGAAGGCAAAAGCUUACUGCGUAUCUCGCAACAGAUAUUGCUUUACAUGCAUUGCGUUCGAGCAGCUGAUGACGCCGCCUUCAACAGCUAACACUCUCAUCUCGCAGUACCAGAAAGCUGCAGGCAUAGCUCCCCAAGGAAGAGCCAGACUUUCGCUCAUCUAA
This is a messenger RNA of Symbiodinium sp. CCMP2592, 1449 nucleotides long. The record is from the annotation of a GenBank genome assembly. NCBI's taxonomy places the organism in Eukaryota, Dinophyceae, Suessiales, Symbiodiniaceae.